Molecule: messenger RNA, 1602 nt
Organism: Carica papaya (papaya)
Lineage: Eukaryota; Viridiplantae; Streptophyta; Magnoliopsida; Brassicales; Caricaceae
Biological process (GO): cell wall organization
Cellular component (GO): cytosol
Molecular function (GO): UDP-N-acetylmuramate dehydrogenase activity; FAD binding
Source: RefSeq, a predicted model, not a curated record
AUAUAUAGUAGUAGUUCAUACUGUAGCUCAUGAGUUUCAAAUCCUAUUUCCCAUCAAGAAUGCAAGACUGAAAACCAGAGGUUACUUCAGCUUCUUCAUGGUCUUCUGCAAAAUGAUUUUCGUGUCCCCUUCCCUUUCGCACAACACCCACCUUUCGCUUCAAUCACCGACUAAUCCAACUCCAUUUCUGCGUAAUCACUUCGACAAUCUGUACAAAAACCAACAAACCCAGAACUCUAAUGGAAUGAAAUUCACUCGUUCCAAAAAGUUAUUGAAGGAUCUGAGCUCCUGGGGCAUCGGUGGCCCUUGCAAUUACUUUGUCCAGGUCUUCAACUCGAGGCAACUCGCUUCCGCUCUCAGAUAUUGUCAUGAGAAUUCCAUCUGGUUCCUUGUGAUUGGUAAAGGCUCGAAUUGUCUGUUUGAUGAUUUGGGUUUUGAUGGUUGUGUGAUUCUGAACCGGAUUGACUUCUUGGAGAGAAUUGAACCGGGAGUAUACAGAGUAGGGAGUGGUUUCCCGUUUAAUCGUUUGGGUAUGCUUUGCUCUUUGGAAGGUUUCACAGGUCUUGAAUUUGCUGGAGGAAUUCCUGGGACUGUAGGUGGCGCUGCUUACAUGAAUGCUGGAGCAAAUGGACAGGAGACAGCAGAUGUAGUUGAAAGCGUAGACAUCCUUACAACUGAAGGGAAGCUUCAGACUUUGAACAGGAGUGAUCUUAAUUUCGAUUACCGGUCAUCUCCAUUUCAAGAUAUGAAGAACUUGGCAGCCAUCGUGGCUGUAACAUUCAGAAUGCAAGGUUCAAGCUCAGCAAGAAGAAGGCAACAAGAAUAUUUGCAGAGGAGAAAACUAACUCAACCAGUUGGGGAGAGAAGUGCAGGCUCAGUGUUUAGAAAUCCACCUGGUUUGGAAGUUUCGGCAGGUGAGCUGAUUGAGAGAGCUGGGUUGAAAGGUUUUAGACUGGGAGGAGCAAUGGUCUCAAAUAUUCAUGCCAACUUCUUCAUAAACUUCAAUGGGUCAACUUCCAAAGAUAUGCUUGAUCUCAUUGCUUUGGUUAAAGACAAGGUUGAUCACAAGUUCGGAGUUCAGCUUCAAGAAGAAGUGUUAUACUUUUAUCCGUAUUGCAAUGAUUUGAACCGGAACAGGAACAAGUAGGGUAGUGAAGGAAACAGGUAAUUAUGUCAUCAAAUAUUCAUAUAUGCAUGAAUUGUAUGAUUUCCAACUCUAACCAUCCUUUCUGCUUCGAAUCUACUCCUUCGAGAAUCUGAAGCAACAAUUAGAAAAAGGUCCAGAUUUUCCGUGGAAGAGAAUGCCAAAGUCCAUGAAGACAUUGAUGCUAAGAAUGUUCCAAGAACAAUGAUAAAGGAGGAUGCUCUAGAGCAACUAAGAUAUGAUUAGCUACACCGACUAAGAUAAGAUAAGAUGCAUUUGAAUUCAUUCAUGACUAUAUUUUGAUGAAGGAAAAAUGAGAAUUUGCUUGAUGAACAAAGGGCGGUUUGUUGCUACAAAGAAACAACAGAUUUUGUACAAUUCUGAUUAUAUUUGUAAGUAAAAUUUUGCUUGAAUCAGAAAAUUCUCACAUCUUCUUAUGAAUUCAAUUGAUCCCUGUA